UUUGGCACUCUCUCAGCCAACUCUGGGAGGGUUUCCUGGACAGAGGUCGUCGUGGCAGUUGCCUUAAGACGUGCAGCCCAGGCCACAGCCACUAGUGCUCUCUGACCCAGGUCCACUGCAGGCGGCAGCAGCAGCCCCAGCCGGUGGGUGCAGCAGCAUGGAGCUUUGGGGGCCCUACUUGCUCCUCUGCCUCUUCUCCCUCCUGACCCAGGUCACUGCCGAGACACCUACCUCCAAGGUCAAGAAGGCUGCAAAUGUUAAGAAAGAUGCCGUGAGCCCGAAGAUGCUUGAGGAGCUCAAGACCCAGCUGGACAGCCUGGCCCAGGAGGUGGCCCUGUUGAAAGAGCAGCAGGCCCUGCAGACGGUCUGCCUGAAGGGUAUCAAGGUGCACAUGAAGUGCUUUCUGGCCUUCGUCCAGGCGAAGACCUUCCACGAGGCGAGCGAGGACUGCAUCUCGCGAGGGGGCACCCUGGGCACCCCGCAUACGGGCUCCGAGAAUGACGCCCUGUACGAGUACCUGAGCCAGAGUGUGGGCAGCGAGGCCGAGGUCUGGCUGGGCUUCAACGACAUGGCGGCCGAAGGCACCUGGGUGGACAUGACUGGCAGCCAUAUCACCUACAAGAACUGGGAGACAGAGAUCACCGCACAGCCCGACGGCGGCAAGGUCGAGAACUGCGCUGCCCUGGCCGGUGCGGCCAACGGCAAGUGGUUCGACAAGCGCUGCCGAGACAACCUGCCCUACGUCUGCCAGUUCGCCAUCGUCUAGCGGGCCGAGAGGGGCGGGGUCGGGGGCAGAAUCCGGGGGUGGGGCGAGGGGAGGGUGGGAUCGUGAGCCCCGGAAGAGGGGCCGUGGGACCUUCCCACCCCGCAUCCCUGCCCCCGCGCGCUGGGGACCUCCUCUUGCAAAUAAAUUGGGUGCAGCUUGGCAGAGAGUGGCUGCGGUCUGUGCCGGGUCCGAGGGGUGGGGAGUCCAGGAGCCUGGCCGGGAGCCCAGGGAGAGGUCGCUUAGAAGGAGGCGAGUAGGGAGGUGGUGAAGGAUGGCGAGCUGGGUGCAGAGGAGGGGGAGGAGGAAAAGAAGGGGGGGUGAACGAGGGAACCCCUGACUGCUGCUGCCUUUUUUAAAUUAAAUAACUUUAUAUUUCAUUGGAUUUCCCACUUACAGAAAAGUUGCAAGAAUUCCCGUAUACCCUUCAUCCAGAUUCCACAAAUAUUAAUGUUUUCCCAUAUUUGCUUAUCCUUCUAUUUUUUCCUGAACCGUUUGACAGUGAAAUGCAGACGUGAUGCCCCUUUACCCCUAAAUAUUUCAGUGUGUUUCCUGAAAGCAAGGACAUUUUCUCACGGAAGCAGAGUACUGUUAUCAAGGUCGGGAAAUAAACACUGUUACUAUGUUGUUAUCUAAG
Molecule: messenger RNA, 1400 nt
Organism: Aethalodelphis obliquidens (Pacific white-sided dolphin)
Lineage: Eukaryota; Metazoa; Chordata; Mammalia; Artiodactyla; Delphinidae
Gene: CLEC3B
Product: C-type lectin domain family 3 member B
Exons: 3
Coding region: 158-766 (202 amino acids)
Biological process (GO): ossification; bone mineralization
Source: RefSeq, a predicted model, not a curated record